Messenger RNA from Bombus pascuorum, 2297 nucleotides. It is a transcript of the gene gudu, whose product is annotated as armadillo repeat-containing protein gudu. Lineage: Eukaryota; Metazoa; Arthropoda; Insecta; Hymenoptera; Apidae. Bases 42 to 2153 code for a protein of 703 amino acids. Gene Ontology annotation, molecular function: protein binding. The transcript is spliced from 10 exons. The record is from RefSeq and is a predicted model, not a curated record.
UCAACGUUUUAAUCGUUUCUUGUAAUCAGAGAUAGAAGAUUAUGCCACCGAAAAGAAAAAAAGAUGUCAAAAAAAUAUCCAUCGAACCGCCACCAACAAUCGAGCCGGAUAUGCUGGAAGUGAUCGAACCGGAAGAACCAUCGAAGCCACUAAUAUCAGCAGUCACUGGACAACCAUUCGGUCCUCGAGUCCGUUACAUCAGCGAAAAACAGGAGGAAGAAAGUACAGAUGACGAACCUGAAUCAGAAAGUGACGAUGAAGUAAGAUACGUGCAGGAUGAAGCUCCGGAAGUGCCAUCAGAGUUUUGGCACAUACAGAAGCUUAUCAGAUACAUGAAAGCGGGUAAUCAAACCGCAACUAUGGUGGCUGUCUGUCUUUUAAAAGAUUACGAUCUGACCAAUAGGAUUAUACAAAAGGCGAUUCGAGAGAUGGGAGGUCUGGAGAUUCUGGUGAAUCUACUCGAAACGAGAAAUUUAAAGUGCCAGAAUGGCUCCCUGUCGGUUUUACUUCAAAUCGUGUCAUCUACAGAAAUGCGACGGCACCUAAUCGAUCUUGGUAUUGUAACACCGUUGAUUCAAAUGUUAAAGCAUCCAGCUAGAGACAUUCAAGUUUUAGCUGCAGAAACUAUGGCUAUUGUUGCACGAAUUAGGAAAGCAAGGAAACAAAUACGUAUUCGAGGCGGCAUACCUCUCAUUUUAGAUGUGAUGGACGUACCAGAUUCUAUUCUUCGAACAUCGUACAAUGAGUUGAACGAAACCAACAAGGAAUUAGUUGCGGUUGCCAUAGGCUGUGCAAAAGUUUUAGAUUCUCUGAGCAGUAGUCCGAAAGUAAGAGACGUACUUCACAAGUUUGGUGUGGUGAAGCUCAUGGGACGUUUCCUGAAAUCACAUCACACUUCUCUUGUAGUACCGAUGAUGGGAGCUGUUCAACAAUGUGCAAUUAAGAAUGUAUUUCGCAAAGCGUUCGAGACCACAGAUAUUAUCUGUGACGUUGUACGACACCUGCAAAGUGACAAUAUUAAAUUGAAAGAAAAUUGCGCUCUGGCGAUAUUCAAAUGUGGAACAAACAAAAUCGCCAGGGACAUGGUUCGCCAGACAUCUGGCCUCGAUAUAUUGUGCAAGCUUUUACAAUGCGAAGAAGUCCGGGCUAAUAAACAAUUGUUAGCUGCAGUCACAGGCGGAAUAUGGAAAUGCGCCAUAAGUCCAGAGAACGUAAUAAGAUUCAAUCAAAAUGGUUUGGUCGCUGCUUUAGUGCCAUUUUUAGAAGAACACGAGGAUGAUGAAGUGCAGGCACAUGUUGUAGGAGCACUAGCGGAAUGUUGCAAAGAUCCUGCUAACAGAGACGUUCUGAGGAUCAACGAUGGUCUGCCAAAUCUGAUCAAAUUAUUAAGCUCCACGUACGAGCCUUUAUUGGAGAACAUACCAUUGGUGAUAAAGGAGUGUGCACAGAAUGAACAAUGCAUGGACAUCAUCAACGAUCCAGAGCACAUCAAUGAUGGUGUUCGAUUGGUCUGGUCAUUGCUGAAACAUCCUAGUGACAUAAUCAAAAGAAACUCCUGCCUCGCAUUGGUAUCUUGUAUCAAAUAUGCCAAAGACUCUCCGGAAAUGGUACGGGCAUUUGUAGGUGGAUUGGAGCUUACAGUCAGUCUUCUUGAAAGUACCAAUACUGAAGUACUGAGCGCAGUAUGUGCCACUAUUGCCGGAAUCGCUACGGACCCGGAAAACUUGGGUAUUCUCAGCGAUCAUGGAGUAGUGGAGAAACUGGCGAAUCUUGUGACCACGGAAAAUGAAGAUUUGCGUGCAAAUUUAACAUUAGCCAUAGCUCAUUGCUGCGAAUGGGGGGAGAAUAAUGCUAAAUUUGGUCGAUUGCACGCGGUUGCUCCAUUAAUUCAUUACAUGACUAGCAAAAAUACAAGUGUUCUUAGGGGAGUUUGCAUAGCCGCGUAUCAUUUGAGUAAGGAGCCCAUGAACUGCAUCACCAUGCACUCUGCCGGUGUUAUAAAGCAUGUGCUACGUUUGGUGGGAUCAAAUGACCCGGAAGUGCAAAUCGCCGCCGCCUGCACUAUUCGAAAUAUUAGGAAACUUGCACUAACAGCAGAAAAAUUACACUUCAAAGAGAUAAGUACACUAGAAGAAACAGAUUAUCAUUUGUAACAUAUCAGCGCUGCAAAUCCUGUACAAAAACCAAGUGCUCAUUUAAAGAAUAUGAAAUAAAACAUAUCAUCUUUAUUCAAUUGACCUAAAACGCAUUUAUUAAGAUUUUAUCGAUCAAUAAUAAAUCUAUAUACUUAAAUAUAA